This is a messenger RNA of Penicillium oxalicum, 3612 nucleotides long. RefSeq names its product tubulin-specific chaperone D. Lineage: Eukaryota; Fungi; Ascomycota; Eurotiomycetes; Eurotiales; Aspergillaceae. The transcript is spliced from 5 exons. The record is from RefSeq and is a predicted model, not a curated record. Gene Ontology annotation, biological process: tubulin complex assembly; post-chaperonin tubulin folding pathway; microtubule cytoskeleton organization. Gene Ontology annotation, molecular function: beta-tubulin binding; GTPase activator activity. Bases 1 to 3612 code for a protein of 1203 amino acids.
AUGGAUGCUUCAGAAGAUCGAGAUAUCAAGCUCCAGCGAGCGUCAAAUGAUCUUGUCGCUGAGUUUUCCAAUCGGUUGCCAAAGCUGCUUUGGAAGACCCAGGCCGAACAUACUCAUCGAACCCCACGCAAAUGGGCCGAGGUAUCCAAAACAGAGAAGCUUGUUGCACUGCUUGAGCCAUUUCAAGAAUGGCCCCAGCUUUUGGAUCCGCACCUGCAAAAGCUGCUUCCCACGUUAGUGGAUGCUUUUUUGGCUUAUCUGGUAAAGCACCGCGGGGAGUAUGGCUCUCAGCCCACCCAAGGCCCUCGCAAGGUUGAUUUCUACCCCCUUCCACGGGCAAUCAGCAGACUUCUUUACACUUUCUGCAAAGUCCGGGGCGUCAAGGUCAUUAGUCGAUUCUUGAAUAACGAGCCCAAGUACCUAGACUCCAUGCUACGUGCCUUUGUCGAAUGGGACAACUUGAACCACGUGGGCAUGGACUCAGACAUGAUCGGACUGGAAACAAAGAGUCUGCAAUGGGAAGAGCGAUAUGUCAUGCUCAUCUGGCUUUCGCACCUUCUCUUGGCGCCAUUUGAUCUAGUCUCGCUGUCGUCUGAUGAUAUUCCUGUACCCUUUGACAACCUUGACAAGUUUGGUAGAAUAUCGGCUCACACUCCGAUGGUAGCAAAAUCGCUACUUUCGCUCGCGACUCAUUAUAUCAAUGCCUCUGGCAAGGAACGUGAGGCGGCCACUGCCCUUCUUGCACGACUCGUCUUACGUGGGGACAUGCAAGCCCUCGGCUUCUUGACAGAAUCGAUGAACUGGGCUUUUGCCACGAUCAAUCCCGCCGAAGAGAAACAGUUACCGUCAGUCUACUCAUGCAUCGGCAUUCUUUCAUUCAUUGCUCGUCUCGCAGGAUCAGGUCAUAUGGAAGAUCUGGCUCCCCUGUUGCAGACUAUCUUCAAUGAGACCCUCAACAUCGUCCAGGGAAUCGCACAUGUGUCAACAGUCGCGCAGACCUCAGCGUUAGCUCGAAAAACCGUGGUCAAGAUUUUACGCAACGUCACGACUAUGGCACUCACUCUGGCUGAAAGGGGGAACGGCAAUAUGACCGAUGAGACUCUAUCUAGCAUUCUAGAAGAGGCCGUUGAUCAUUUCUUGAAUGCGUUGGCAGACAAGGACACCCCCGUGCGGUUCGCCGCCAGCAAAGCCCUCAGCGUGAUUACUCUCAAGCUUGAGCCGGAGAUGGGUGCGGAGAUUAUUGAGGCUGUCAUUGGUUCCUUGGGAGAGAACAUUCUCUUCGAAAAGGAAGAUGGCACUUUGAUUACACCUUUUGAAGCACGCCGGGCAGGAUUGACACUGCUUAAGCGUAAUUUGAGUGGAGUUGAUGCUCAGCGUUGGCAGGGUCUGAUGCUUACAUUAUCUCAUCUUCUAUUUCGGCGGGCACCUCCCACCGAACAGUUACCUGAGAUUCUCCAGUCACUCGUGGCAGGUCUUGGCUUUGAGCAAAGAUCAUCGACCGGAAGUUCUGCCGGGACAGGUGUCCGUGAUGCUGCCUGCUUCGGAGUCUGGGCUCUAUCACGGAAAUACUUGACCUCGGAGCUGCAAUCUCUUCAGCGCCAGACGAUCCCAGCAUUGUCUGGUGUUGUUGAAGUUGAAGUUUUGCAGAAGCUUGCCGUUGAACUUGUCUGCUCAGCCUGCGUCGAUCCAUCUGGUAACAUCCGCCGCGGAGCCUCUGCCGCACUUCAAGAGUUGGUUGGCCGCCACCCUGACACUAUCACGCAAGGCAUCCCUCUCGUCCAAGCCGUCGAUUACCAUGCUGUUGCACGGCGUUCCCGUGCGAUGAUAGACGUCUCCAAGGCUACUGCAUGUUUGGAUCAAAUGUAUUGGGGCCCCUUGAUUGAGAGUAUGAUGCAGUCGCGCGGCAUUUGUUCCCCAGACGCCGAGUCCAGAAGACAUGCCGCUCAAGCUAUCGGUGUCUUGAGCAAGCAGCAGAGUUUUUCAACUAUUCGGAUAGUUUUGGAGAGACUGCUGUCUAAGCUACCUCAAAUUCCCAGAAGCGAGGUUGAAUCGCGACAUGGUUGUCUGUUGGCAUUUGCCGCUACGGUUGACAUUUAUCUGAGCGAAUGGAAAUCAUUGCCAGGACUGCGGAACUCGCAAGAGGUAGAGGCAAUUUCAUCCCAGAUUGUCAAAUUGUGGGAAAUUUUCGUGUCACCGUUUGGACCCACGGACAAUGACUUGACACUCCAAAGCUUCCGCCCUGAACUCACCUCGGAGGCUUCUGCUCGUUUGAUCGCAUCGCUUUCCCAGGCCAUUCGAUCCAUCGGCCUACCCGCCCCCUCAGGCCCUAUUUUGGAUCGUGUGCUACAUAUUUUAUCUCUCUGCGUUUCUCGAAGAGACGAUACCUCUAUUGAGGCCGCGUCUGAGGCUCUGUCUACGCUGUUCCCCCUCCUCGACCGCCAAAAGCAAGAUGACACGGUACAGGGCUGGAUCUAUCAUCUGCGCUCCUCGUCCAAGCUGCCCACUGGCCGUGGUCAGAUUCUUGCUAUAGGAGCAGUAUAUAAGCAACUUGAAGGAUUCAAGAGCCUCCAAGACAAGAUUGUUAGCGAGAUACUCAGAUCUUCCGGGCAAGAAGAGCUGAUCGAGAAACGGGUGGCUGCUGUGAGUUGCUUGUCAGCGAACAUCCUGCCACACACCGUCGUCGUAGAGGAGAUUGCGGAGAAUGUGUUGAAUUAUCUCAAUGAUUAUACCACAGAUAGGCGAGGUGAUGUAGGAUCAUUGGUUCGUGUGGAAGCCGUCAAUGCUGCGAGCCUUCUCCUCAGGUCAGGCUCACCGUUGGCACCGACUUCGCCGCUUGUGAAAAGCCUGGUGGGAUGUUUGUGCCGUCUGUCAUCUGAGAAGCUCGACAAGGUCAGACUUCGGGCCUGGCUCUGCUUGCAACAAAUCUGCGACACAAAUUACCUGGAUCUGCCGUCAAUGCAAAGCAAAUAUGAGCAUUUUAGCAAUGUAUCCUCUCAGGGAUACUUUGAGCAAUUGCUAUCCUUGUAUAAGGUUGAAUGGCUUCGCCAACCUUUGAUUCAGGGUCUUGCUACGUCAGCAACGGCGGGCGCCGACGGGCUUAUUCGCUCCUCACGUUCGGCGCUCAUCCAGGUUUUGGUCUCACACGACUCCACCGACCAGCAGGCACUACUGACGAAUAUCCUCAAUGAUCUCGCCACUGUCCUGGGCUCCAAUAUUCAGGAUGAUCGCUAUGCCAUCCCGGUCGUCGAUCUUCUGGGUUUUUUGAUUGACAGCUUCGUAGUCCCAGACCAGUCAGUGUAUGAUGCCGCACUGCGAGAGGUUUUUGUCUUAGUACAAAAAUUUCAUUUCCGGUCAUCCAGCAUUCAGCGGCUGGAAUCUGCCGUCAAGGUUUACGCGGCUUUAUCCCGAUGUACUUCGUUGCGCGAGGAUGCGUUGAAGAAGUUGACUGGGAUUCUACUUCACCCAUUUCCAAGGGUUCGCGCUUGCGCCGCUGAUUAUUUAUAUGUAGUGAUCGGCUCGGAGACGAUCAAGUAUGAAGAUUGGUCUGCUCAGCCAAAACACUUGAAGCAGAAAGUGGAGGAAUUAAGAACUGUUCUCCUUCCGGUUGAAUGA